This is a messenger RNA of Thermothielavioides terrestris NRRL 8126, 938 nucleotides long. RefSeq lists its product as uncharacterized. The record is from RefSeq and is a predicted model, not a curated record. NCBI's taxonomy places the organism in Eukaryota, Fungi, Ascomycota, Sordariomycetes, Sordariales, Chaetomiaceae. Bases 305 to 814 code for a protein of 169 amino acids. The transcript has 2 exons. Gene Ontology annotation, molecular function: hydrolase activity, acting on acid anhydrides, in phosphorus-containing anhydrides. Gene Ontology annotation, cellular component: mitochondrion.
CGAGUGCAAUGUGACCUGCAUCGUUCACACAACCUGCCAUCCCGCCUUCUGUGAAGGCCCGUCCUCUCAGAGGAUGUCUGUCUUCACAACUGUGCGAACCGGAUGCACAGUAGGUAAUUUCGCAAUACAGCGUGCGCCGACCCUGUGGACCCUGUCAACGAAGGCGACGUGCUGUCCAGUGGCCAUUCACGCGCGCUCUUUCGGCUCAUUCGUACAGUUCAAUUCCCGCUCCGUAACGGGCAGCGGGAAACGCGGGGCCGGGACAGCACAUCUAGCCGGACUACAUAGUCGACGCUUUUCAAAAAUGCCGGCUCAGGGACAGGGACCAACCGGAGGCAUGGCGGGGGAAAAGAAGGUCAAGAAACCGCCGGCAGCCCCCCGACCGAGCUCGAGCGUUCUGCUCAUUUCUCCGACAAAUCAAGUGCUUCUCCUCCACCGGGUUCACACCUCAAGCGCCUUUGCCUCUGCGCAUGUCUUUCCAGGCGGCAACCUCUCGGCCUACCACGACGGCCCUCUGCCAGCCCCAGACAGCCCGCUCCUGCACGAGGAUGGUCCAGCCUACCGGUUGGCUGCCAUCCGCGAGACAUUCGAGGAAAGCGGCAUCCUGCUGGCCAAGAAAGCAGGUAGCAGCCGGGACCAAGGCCUGUUGCAUGUGCCUGACGACGUGAGAGAGGCAGGCAGGAAGCAGGUGCAUGGGAACAAGAUCAGGUUCACCGAGUGGCUCGAGGGGCUGGGGGGCGAGCCCGACGUCGGUAUGUCACCGCACACUGACUGGCGCUGGUGCGUCCCGUCCCGCCUUGGUGAGCCCCACUAACAGCCGCGCAAAGACAACCUGAUCCCCUUCACGCGCUGGAUCACCCCUCCCGGCCAGCCGAGGCGCUUCACCACGCAGAUGUACCUGUACAUGCUCCCGCUCUCCCCCGAGGCCCUCCCCGCCA